CAGCACGCAUUCAGUCGUUCUCCGGACAGCAGUGUCUACAGGCUGUUCUAAGCUAAGCUGUCCAGCCCGCUCAACUCACCCCGCGUACAACAGUAGCCCAGCCUGAACAAGAAGAAAUCCUCGGCAGAACUCUCAACACAAAGUCAGAAGGUCGUGCGCGUUUCUGGCUUGUGUGUGGUGGAUGAGUCAAGUGACUUUUCUCGCGAGUCAUCCAUUGAGCAGGAUCUGAGGUUUGCUGGUUCUUUGUGCUUAGCGUUAGGGGUGUUCAAAAAGUGUAAUUUGAGGGGGGGACCCUCACCUUGAAAUUGGUGUUAUCUCUCGUGCGGAUAGGCAAAUGUGACGAAAGUGUAGAUAAUUAGAGUUACGUGUAUCCAUAUGUAACAGUCGGAUCAGUGUUACUGAAUGAAUUAAAAAAGUCAAAAGUGCAAUUAUAAAGAAAUUCACUCUCACACGAGAAGAGAAGAAAACAAGAAAGAAAACCAUGACGGAAGCAAACGAAAGUAGUAGUUGCAGUGUAACUAAUAAUUUGCUCGACACUGACAAUAGGAAAAAUGGCGCCGUCCGGGUGCAGAUCGUGCCGUCCCAGCCGAAAACGCUGUCCCACCUGCCGACGCGGCCGGCCGUCGAUUUGGCCUUUCAUAAUCUCACCUACCGGGUCAAGGAAGGACGACGCAACAAUGUGAAAACCAUUCUGAAGGAGGUCAGCGGAAGGCUUCGCUCCGGCGAGUUGACGGCCAUCAUGGGACCUUCGGGUGCGGGCAAAAGUACCCUGCUCAACAUUCUCACCGGCUACAAAACGACCAACAUCGAAGGGUCAAUCACGAUGAACGGCAAGGAGCGCAACCUUAGCCAGUUCCGCAAGCUGUCGGCCUACAUCAUGCAGGACAACCAGUUGCACGCCAAUUUGACCGUCGAGGAAGCGAUGCACGUGGCCGCCAGCCUCAAGCUGAGCCAAAAGGUGGAGAAGAGCGAGAAGCUGCAUGUGAUCAAGGAGAUCUUGGAGACUCUCGGUCUGGACGAGCAUCGGCCCACGUUGACGAGGAAUCUUUCCGGAGGACAGCAGAAGCGUCUAUCGAUUGCCCUGGAGUUGGUAAACAACCCACCGAUUAUGUUCUUUGACGAACCCACGUCCGGCCUGGACAGUUCAACGUGCUUCCAGUGUGUGAGCCUGCUCAAAUUCUUGGCCCGAGGAGGUCGAACGAUCAUCUGUACGAUCCAUCAACCGUCGGCCCGUCUGUUUGAGAUGUUUGACCAGCUGUACACGUUGGCCGAUGGUCAGUGUGUGUACCAGGGCAACACCAAGCAGCUGGUUCCAUUCCUGGGUACGCUCGACCUGGAGUGCCCUUCGUACCACAACCCGGCAAGUUACAUCAUUGAGGUGGCCUGCGGAGAACACGGUGAUCACACCCGCAAACUGGUCAACGCGAUCGACAACGGCAAACGGGACAUCCGCGGCGAGCUGGAUUUCCCGGCGCUCAAAAACAAAAAGAACGAAAAUGGAAACGCCAACGCCAACCUGAAGUCGAACUACGACAAGCUCAACGGCAACAGUAACAACAAGUACGCCGACAACCUGAACCUGGGCGGCAACGGCCUCCUGCCGUCGUCAAUGGUGAAUGACAUUGCCAAAGAAACGACCACCGAAACGAUCAAGAUCAACGUGGAAUCGGAGAAGGAACCGGAAGUGAACACCGCCCUGUUGCCGGUCGAUGGACAACUGGACGCGGGACUGUCACCGGAGCGGUAUCCCACAUCGGAGUUUCACCAGUUUUGGGUUGUUCUGAAACGGACGCUACUGUUCAGCAGACGUGAUUGGACACUUAUGUACCUUCGUUUGUUCGCCCACAUCCUGGUCGGUUUCCUCAUCGGUGCCCUGUACUACGACAUUGGUAACGACGGAGCCAAGGUGCUGAGUAACCUGGGAUUCCUGUUCUUCAACAUGCUGUUCCUGAUGUACACGUCCAUGACGAUUACGAUUCUAUCAUUCCCACUCGAGAUGCCUGUGCUGUUAAAGGAAAACUUUAAUCGAUGGUACUCACUUAGGUCAUACUACCUAGCUAUAACCGUUUCGGACAUUCCAUUCCAGGCAAUUUUCUGCGUGUUCUACGUGUCAAUCGUGUACUACUUCACGUCCCAACCGAUGGAGUGGUUCCGGUUCGCAAUGUUCCUCGGCUCGUGUCUGCUCAUUUCGUUCGUCGCUCAAAGUGUCGGUCUGGUCGUGGGCGCAGCCAUGAACGUCCAGAACGGUGUGUUCCUCGCGCCGGUCAUGUCUGUCCCAUUCCUGCUGUUCUCCGGCUUCUUCGUUUCGUUCGACGCCAUUCCAAUUUACUUGCGGUGGAUCACCUACCUGUCCUACAUCCGGUACGGAUUCGAGGGAACCGCCCUCGCCACGUACUCGUACGGUCGCGAAAAGCUCAAGUGUCACCAGGUGUACUGUCACUUCAAGUCGCCGUCCACCACGCUCGAGGAGCUGGACAUGCUGGACGCCAACUUUACGCUCGACAUCGUGGCGCUGGUGGUCAUCUUUGUCGUGCUGAGAAUCGCCGCGUUCCUGUUCCUGCGGUGGAAGCUCAGAACCACCAGAUAAGCGGUGGGCGCACACUCAGUGAACAACAUUCUACCAGAAAAUAUAUAAUUACAGUUAUUAUUUGAGAGAGAAUAGUUUCGUAGCUUAGUGGGUUUUAGAGUAAACGUUUAAUAAACAAACAUACAAUACACCAAAUCAUUGUGAUGAUGGGAGCAAUUUACAAAACCAAUUUUAAUUUUACGAAAAUUGGUGUGAUGACCUUAAAUAGCUAUUUUUCAGCAAAAACAAAAAAAACACAAAGUUACACAAAUAGCAAAACGAGCAUGGAAUGAAUGUGAAAAGUGGAGCAUCAAGAAUGGAAACAAAAGUCGCGAAGACGACAAGUUAAAAACAGGAGAAGAGGCUGUGCACGAGAACAAACUGUUGACAUUCAGAAUACUUUUUUUCUAAACUAACACUAUUGUGGGAAAGUGGAUUUGAUAGGAAAUAUUAUGACUUAUGACGAUGAAAAUCAAAUCAAACAUAGACCAUUUUUGCUAAUCAGUUUACUAAAAUUUAAAAUUUAAAUGUUUUUGAUCCAAUUGUGAUAGCAUUUUGAAUAAAAAGAACGAAAUAAAUGUUGUUAUGCAUUGCAAA
This is a messenger RNA of Culex pipiens pallens (northern house mosquito), 3163 nucleotides long. Its product is annotated as ATP-binding cassette sub-family G member 1. Bases 482 to 2587 code for a protein of 701 amino acids. NCBI's taxonomy places the organism in Eukaryota, Metazoa, Arthropoda, Insecta, Diptera, Culicidae. Gene Ontology annotation, molecular function: ATP hydrolysis activity; ATP binding; ABC-type transporter activity. Gene Ontology annotation, cellular component: plasma membrane. The record is from RefSeq and is a predicted model, not a curated record. The transcript is spliced from 7 exons.